GGUUGUCGGCUUUAUUCCAGUAAACUACUCAAGAAGACGCUAUUAGACCGAAAGGGGAGGGGUGCACAAAGACUCACUGGGCCGCGUCAAUAAUAAUCGCUCUCUAUCGGUCAGAACGUGGGACGUUUCAGAAGGGAGCUCUCCAUGUGAUUGAUUCAGUGAGUUUCUUCAUCAGCGGCAGGCAAGGCAGCUGCAGUUCCCCUCAUAAACACACUCAUAUAGCCAGUGUGCAAGAAGGAGCAAGGACGUCCCUUUUCGCAAGCAAACCGGAGGUGCCAAGCGUGUGCACUUAAUAUAAUAGUCUGCCAUUGCAAGAGAACUUCAUUUCCUUGAGUCUUAUUGUCGUUUUUGAAAGAUUCCAAUCGCCGGACAGAUCUGGCAACAAAGGACUAUUUCUCCUGCUGGAGACCGCGAGGAUAAAGAAGGCAGGAAUUUAACGCCAUUAUCAUGGAUUUUGUUAUGAAGCAAGCUUUGGGAGGAGCCACCAAAGACAUGGGGAAAAUGUUGGGUGGGGAAGAGGCUGAGAAGGACCCUGAUGCGGAGAAAAAGGAGGAGGAAAGACAAGAGGCACUUCGRCAACAGGAGGAGGAGAGGAAGGCAAAAUAUGCAAAAAUGGAAUCGGAGAGAGAAAACGUCCGACAGGGCAUCAGGGAUAAGUACGGCAUCAAGAAGAAGGAGGAGAAGGAAGCCGAGGCCCAGGCUGCUUUGGAUCAGGCAGCAGAGGGGAGUCUUACCCGCCCCAAGAAGGCCGUCCCAGCCGGCUGUGGUGAUGAGGAGGAGGAAGAGGAAAGUAUCAUGGACACGGUCAUGAAAUUCCUCCCUGGUCCAUUUAUGGAUAUGUUCAAUAAAAAGUAACAGUGUUGGCGGUAUCAGAUUGUUAACCUUCCAACAUACAUAACCAAGGCCACCACCMCAACCAACCGUUCUUCACCCAUACAUCCCCGUUUCUAAGAGCCCUGGAUUGGAUCAGCGCACCAUAAUAUUUGUCCUUAACUUAAAUGAUCUGAUCUAUCCAUGUGUUACAUUGUCUUGUUUGGAAGGAAGACCACUGAUUGGUGACACCAUGACGUGAUGUAUGAACCURUGUAACAUCUGCAUAGAUCCAACACCUUAACUUAAAGACAAAAUUUGAUGCCAGGUUUUCAAGGUGUCCAGGCCUUAGAAUGUGAUCUGACAAACUAUAAUCCACCAUUUUUGUUUGUAAAUAAUAGCCUCUGGAUUAAAAUGAAUAUAUGUGAGUACCAGAAAAUAUAUAAAGAGUAUAAGCCAUAAUUUAAACAUUUAAGACAUUCUCCAAAUCAGAUAAACAUUUGAUUAGAUUUAGCUGUUUUGUUCUUGAUGAAAUUGAUACAUCCAUGUCGUUUUUAUUGGUUCUUCAUUGAUCAUUUUAAUACUGUUCUCUGUCCCAAAACAUUCAUCGGUUUUAAUGUUGAAAAUUAUACUGGUAAUUGUAACAAUGUUGUAAACCAUAAAGAAAAUGGAUCAUUCAUUCAGCAACAAAUGUUUUUCAAGCAUGCCGUUGAUAGAUUUUGUGGAGUACAGUACAUUUACAAAUUCCAUUACAUUUGGUAUGUAUAAGUGAAAUACAUUCAUAUUUAAGGCAAUAACUCUGGUUUUCAAUUUUGUUUCGAUGACACUACUAUGUACAGUAGGCUGUACAUAGACAUCCUAACUGUUCUUCCUUGAGGUGAUAGAUGUCCUCGAUAAAAAUGCUCAACAAAAAAACAAUGAUACACCUGUGCUAAAAAUAUAAACCCAUAGUUGUCGCGAACUCGAUCUGCUUGGCUCAUAAACAGUAGGACUUGUGAGAAUCAAAUCCAGAAAAUACAAUUGGACGUAGAGGGCUAUAUGUUAACUAUUCUAAUUUCCAUAUCUGUAAAUAGAUUUACUAGAUGUACUUAUAGUUUUGUCAACCACAACUAUGUUGUGAACACACUUUAUGUGAACAGACAGUGACAAUGGUGCAAUAUAUUGUUCGAAAUGAAGUUGUCCUGUGUCCGUUGGUUAACUAAAGGGAGUGCAAUCCCGAAUCAGCAAAAACAGACAAUMUUCAUUGUUAUGUGUUGAGCUUAAUACAUGUUGUGUGUUUGUGUAUAGACACAAUGUUGUCUGACUAGUAACGGCGAAGCAUAUGACUUCAGUCCGAAGUGUUUCAUUUUGCCAAGUAGGGAAAGAGGUGGAGGAUUUGUUUCAUGUAGGGUGUUUUAUCGCAUUGAUCAUUUCAACCAGUACGGGUCAUUGUCUCUCAGUGGGAUUUGGUUUGUGGUUCUUCCAUACCAUGAAUUUGUGUUCUAAACUCUACAGAGAUUGCAGGACAAGACCGUUUUUGCUAAUAACUUGAGAGGCAUGCACACACCAUAGGAAACCGUUGUCCUCCGAUAAGUUCUUCUAUAUGUUGUCAAUUUUUUUCCCCAGAGGUCAAUAUGUACAUUUCCCCAGACGUUUCUGUCAUUCAGUUGUACCACAGAACUCCAAAUGUUUAAAGUUCUUUCAUCCCUUUCCUUCAAUUUCUUAAUUUAAAAUGAAUUAAGCUGUAGUGUACAUUCCAAAUAUUUCAGACAUUCCAUAUUCCAUUCCAUUCCUAUGAAGCGCAGGCUUCAUAGGGUCUUGGACAACAAAUAUGACAAAUAUGAUUUUGUCAUUAGUAUGAAGAGAAUGGCUUUGAUGCUCUUCUGUAACUGUGGGGAUUUAUUUUCUUGUGUUGAGGUAGAUACAACACAUGACCAAGUAAAUGUCAAUAGCUAUCUAGCCUGCCAUGUACAGAAAAAAAGUCCAACAUGUAAUCAAAGAGAAAGACAAAAUGCGCUAUAGCAGCUAGCUAACUUAUAGAGUGCUGGUUAACAGAUAGAUUGUUAAGCCUUUAUUUUGGCAGUGAACAAGCUAGCUAGCUAGCUAGCUAGCAUUUGUCAAUGAUGCACAAUCCGAGUAACCGUUUGCUUUCAGUGCCAUUGUAAUUUGCUUACAAACCAAUGGAUGUUGAGUGUACUAGACAAGUAUCAAGCCGUUUACCGAUGGCAUUUGUGAAACUGCCACUGUUUAUAUCAGCCCAGUGUUGAUGCUAGUUAGAUUCAAGAUUAGCCUUUAGAAACCUGCCAAGUGUGAUUCUGGGGCCUGUAGUAGCUGUGAAAUAGAGAAGAAAAAUCUGCAUGAUGUAAAACCUAGCUACAUAGUAUGCUCUCAAACCUUCAUGCCAAUUGCCUACAAAGUUUGUAGCUAGACAUAUGAAAGACACAACAUUAAGGUCAUUUAUAGAGCACAUUCAUUGAACUUCCUGUGAUUUUUAUGUACUUGUGAACUGCCUUCAGCCUCUAAUUUAUCAAUGUGGUAAAACGUGGCUGAUUAACGACCAAUACUUGUUGAUAUUAUACAAUUAUACCACUUCUCUUUAUUAGUCAUUGGCACAUGCAUGCAUGCAUCGACAGCCUUCAAUUAAUCAUUGACAUGUUUUCUUCUAUUAAAAACCAAAGAAUAGUCUUGUUARUGAUAGACUGUCUCACCAAGUUCAUAUUUUACAUUUCUUUAUGUCAUGUUUUGUUAAUUGAAAUUCUCAGGUAUUCUAGCUUUUCUUUUGUACGUUUUUACCCAUUACAUUUUGUAGUGUUCAUGUAAUGACCACAACAUAUUUUGAAAAUGUAGUAUUUCAUUAUUAGCGACCAAGCACAUAGCAUCUUUCAUCUACGAGGAUAAUGGAUAGAUAGCAUCUGGUUUGCCCCUUGUCCAUAAAUACAAAGCUACUGUAACUGCCCAUCCCAACAAGGUUUUCCAGCAAUUUACAGUCUGAAAUUCUGUCAAAGUUCCAGAUUUGCUUCUUGGAACAUAUUGUAGAACAUUAUUCAAUUCCGAAAGUGCUCACCUUUUAACUACAAAAUGGCAUCACUGCCUUAUGGUCAUCAUCACCUAAUUACUCCACAUUGCGCAAAAAAAAAAUAGCCACUUAUUGGCCACUGCCUGAAGAAACAAGUCACAUGUCUAAUAAAAAUGUGUUAGCGAUUCUAUGGUUGCGUUUACACAGGCARCCCAAUACAAUUUUUUUCCCCCGAUAAUUGAUCUUUUGACCAAUCAGAUCAACUCUGAAAAAAAUCUGAUGUGAAGAGGUCUGAUGUGAUUGGUUAAAAGACCAAUUUGUCGAAAAAAAUAUCAGAAUUGGUCUGCCUGUGUAGAUGCAACCUAAUAUACACCAUGUCAGAUUAUAAAGUUAAACCAUAACUUUUCAAGUUAAACCAUUCUUUCAUUUCAACUCUCAAUUAACCAUCGAUAUGAUAAAAACUGCCUGACAAAAAUGCCACUUAAAAUAUUCCAUUGUUGUGACUUGAAUGUAACUGUCUGAUGUUUCUAUCGUCGCAUAGUCUUUGACUGUUUAACUGUGUUGAGAAGAUGCUUAUUCUGGUGCAGUUUUAUGUCUGUAUCAUUCCUGUUUACGUCCACUGGUGGUUGUUCUUCGAGAAAUCUGUAUCUUUUGUAUUUUUUGUAUUGUAAAAUCUUCUCACCCUUCUCUCUCUCUCUAUUUGUUGACAAUUGUAUGCAUGCUUAUGGUGUGCGAUGUAGGCAAGGUUGUUAAGAUAAUUGUUWGUGUCUUCUGUGUUGAAAAGCUCCACCUGACAGCCUCGCUGCAUGCCAUUUCAGGCUGAUCUUUUAGUCUCUGUAACAUUCCAGCCAAAAUGGAAUCACCGCACACUCUGAGAAUAAAGUGAUUUCAUAUAAUUGUUCAUUGUCUUGUGUUUCUAAUGGUUCACUGUAUAUCAUAAUUCUCAUAAAUAAUUCAAAAGCAAUGCAGUGAUAUUAUAGGGGAAUGAGGCAUACAAUAUUUUUUAGGACAGCAGAAGAAGACAAAAUUCCAAAACCUCAAUAUGAAAUUAUUCUCGUCUUAUUUGAGUAAAGCAACUACAUUACGUUUGCAGACAACAAUGUAUCACUUGUAACAGUUUUUGUCCAUUGCUGAUGUUCGUUUUCAUUUCAACAUGGCUGUUAUGCAUCUUCACGUUUACCAAGAAAUUUGACAUCUAUUCAAUAAAAGCGAAAGGGCUGUGAACAGAA
Messenger RNA from Salvelinus sp. IW2-2015, 5034 nucleotides. RefSeq names its product complexin-1-like. Gene Ontology annotation, cellular component: terminal bouton; SNARE complex. Gene Ontology annotation, molecular function: syntaxin binding. The record is from RefSeq and is a predicted model, not a curated record. Gene Ontology annotation, biological process: regulation of neurotransmitter secretion; neurotransmitter transport; synaptic vesicle exocytosis. NCBI's taxonomy places the organism in Eukaryota, Metazoa, Chordata, Actinopteri, Salmoniformes, Salmonidae.